AUGUCAUCACCACAGAAUGAAACCCGCGACUGUGAGGCCCAAGCCCAUGGCGACAACCCCGGCAAUCAAGUCAGCUCAAGACUCAUGUACCUAUCGUCAGAUGGCAAACUGGUCCCGUUGGUGCUGCAAACAUUCGAAGAUUCGCGCAAUUUACCACAGACGUCCAAAUGGCUACGCUUGGAUAAACCGCGAUCAACAGCGACGCCUUUGGCCAAUGUCAGCUACUGGAUUUGGGCGCCGAUCUUGGAUGCUACCAGGCAAGAACGAAAAUGGUCAGCAGCAAUGAUGAUCACAGCGUUGCUGAAAUAUGUUGUAUCUUUACCAUAUUCGUGCACUUUGGUACAUAGCCGUGAUUUGUAUCAUCUGCAUAAUCAAUAUGCCACCCGUACAAUGGGCUUCGGCAGGAUGGAGAUAGACGACCGCUAUGACGCUGUUCGCAGUCACAAGCAUGAUGCAGCAAACGAGACCUCUCAAAGUCUAAACCACUUAGGAAACCCAUCUGAUCAGCUCCAGGUAGAAUAUCCAGUUCCAGAACGCCAAGGAUAUUCCGACGACAUUCGACUCAGCUCAGAUCUGGAAAGCGCGCCUGCUGGGAAUAACAGCGAACAAGCAAUAUGGAUUGAGCCCGGUGAUCAAGGAACUGCAUCGCGACCACGAUACCUCUGUUUUAUCAAAGACUACGACCAGGCGCUCUAUGAAACAAUUCGCGUAUCACAAUACAUCUUUGAAAAUGGGGACAAUAUAGACAUGGAAUUUGUAUUCGUCUCCUACACCCGCGAGCAAUUCAGGGUGGCAACAGACGACGAGAUUGACAAGUACAAGUACCCCAACGAAGAGACCCGCGAAGCCAACAGACAGCUUGCGAAGAGGGACCGAAAGACCUUGAUAAGAUGGGGUAUCGACGCCGCCAAGAGGGCCGGCAAGAAGGCCUUCUGGAUCGACUUCGAAUGCGUCCGCGACAAAGACGGAGUAGCCAGAUCUACCAGCAAAAGCGACGACGUCUACCGCAUCUGCGACGUUGUCCGCGCCGCACACUCCAUGAUCAUUGCCAUCGGGCCACCUGCAUCAGACAAAGUCAAUGUCAUCUUGGCCGGUCAAAGAACAAGUGUUAGCAGCGGAGCGCAGCAAACGACAAAGUGGCUCCGGCAUUGGGGAUCUCGAUUGUGGACAUUGCCAGAGUUACUGCUCUGCCCAGGGGAACAUAGAAUAAGGCUCUACGUUGGAGACGACGAUUCAGACCCAGUGUCCCUUGCGAAGCGCAACUUUGCAGAGCGGGCAUGGGAAGACGCUGAGCUGGUCAAGGAGUUGGUAAAUCACUACGAGGGGUCUGCCAUUCUCACACAACUUCGACUUUUAGAAACAGCUCUCGCAUGCUUUGCACGCCGUGGAACCGAUCAGUUUAGCCCGGGAGAUAUUGCGUAUGCCAUCAUGGGCCUCCUCCCACAUAGCCAGCGUCCCACGAUUCGGCAGGAAGACUCUGGAUUCCAAGCCUUUGCGCGGCUGUCGCUGGCGAAUGAUGGGGGUGACUUUCUCGGACGACUCAUAUGUCUGCUGUCAACGGAGGGAGAGGCGUCGUGGCAUCAAAGCACUGAUGUUUGGGGCGCCAAAGUUAGUGAUGUACGUCCAACUUGUCACAUCACCAAGGUCUUGGACUCGGACACCUUGCUAGUCGACAGUUUGUAUGGCGCUGCAAUCCAAUGGGAUGGCUUCGGCACCGCGGCAAAAACGGGGGAGCUGUCAAACGGGGUGGCCUGGAAAACUCUCGCCGUUUUCAUGAUGUUCUCUGGACUGAUGUCGAUUGCCUUCAUGAGCCAACUACAUAUUCUUGGUGCGUUCUCCAGAGUAGAUCUUUCGCACUUCGGGUCAUUUAGCAUAAUAUUGCUGGGUUUUGUGUCCGUGCCGCCAAUGAUUUCAGCGCUGAUCCUGCCCAUACUAUAUAUUCUGUCUCGUCGACGUACUUUGAAUCCCUUCAAAGCCCAUCUCGUCGGUAUUGAGGGUCACGUUGACGCCGGAGCUAUCGAGCGGCAUCUUUGGGGUCAUAAUUACGGAAGAUUCACAACCAUCGCUAGUGGAACGGCGUUUCUGGAUAACCCAGGGGAGGAGAAUCACCUGCCACCUAAAGGGGAUGACUUACGAGCAUUCACGCUCGUAGAUACGCAUAUGAUGACCGUGUUGCACUUCUAUGCUCGUAGCCCACCCGUGGCCAUGCUAAUCGCUGGACAAGAAGGCGGAAUGCAGCGUGCGUUGUUGUGCUCGUACCAUUGGCAGUCGGGUGUUUUCUUGAAGGAGACAGUCGCGCGCGUCGGAACACAAAUGCUGGACAAGAUGAGGCGAGUUGAUCGAUUCCGACUAGGCUUGAGUGCACGAAAAGAGCAUGCAUCACAGACCGUGUCGGGAGUGGGACAACCAAAGCCUGGCAUAAUACCAGUGGACGAUUCGGUGAUUCCCUGGAAAGCAGAGUGGAUGUACUUGAUGAUUCUUCUCUUAAGUGUUGGCGUUUAUGGUCCUAAUGCCAAGCUACGUGAUGUCAAUACCUCAUACGACUUGUCGUUCUUGGCUGCUCUGCCUUUCGCCUACCUUACACUUAGACACUUCCCUAUCGCUCGUAUCUUGCCGCCUGUUCUCGUUGUAAAGGGGUUCAUACCGUUCUUCUACUUCGCCACUCGAUUCAGUCUCAAUGUCCGUUUCCUGACACCAAUCCUGUCAGGGGCUACGGAUGCCAUUCUAAUGCUCAAUUUUGUCGUCGUUGUUUGUUCGUGGUAUCCAUUUCGCAGCUUGGCACUUCGAAUUAUAUUACUAGGCGUUUCCGGGCGAUUCUUCACAAUGCUAUUGGUGAUGGUUCCCGUUGCUGGCCGUGUAUCGUUCGUUUUCAACGAAGCAAUAUAUUUCGCGCUGUGUUUACUUCUAUCGACUGGUGUGCUCUGUGAGAUGGGACCGCCAUUGGAAGUAUCAUGGCUGCCAGCCCACAAGAAGAUCACAAUAUCAGCAAAGGCAGCCAUGACGGGUUUAGCACCAAGCGGUAGUGCAUCCUCGCUGCAAGAUAGUGUGUCUUGGAUCACAGACUGGAAGUCAGCGUUGUUUGGCCUUCUUUCAACAUCAAUAUAUUUGGCGGCCGAUGCUCCACGCACACUUCCAUUUCACGGGACAUUACGUCUCGCUGUUGUUGCGGGCUCUGUGCUCCUUUUGCUACCAAUUUCUCUGGCAACGUCGAGAUCACAGAGGCUUGGGAUUCCCCUCCUCAUGGCAGUCACUACGUUGUCGGGAAUAGGAUCGUUGUUGCAACGCUCGAAGUUGUCCGCAGUAUCUUAUAUAGUCAUGUACUUUCUAUUGGAAGUACAGAACAUGGCGAUGCCAAUGUUGUUGUUCGCUGGCGUGUCAAGCGCACAGUCAUGGAUCCGUCAACUUCGGUCCUUGGCCAUGUCCCUAGCUGGCAUGACAGUGGGCAUCAUAUUGAAGUUGCCAUGGGGCUUCUGGGAUUCCUUUGGCUCUUGGAAGAGAGAGGGGGAAGGAGAUGCAAAACGAGAGAUGACGUGA
Messenger RNA from Pochonia chlamydosporia 170, 3534 nucleotides. Its product is annotated as 3-hydroxyisobutyrate dehydrogenase protein. The coding region runs from base 1 to 3534 and encodes 1177 amino acids. NCBI's taxonomy places the organism in Eukaryota, Fungi, Ascomycota, Sordariomycetes, Hypocreales, Clavicipitaceae. The record is from RefSeq and is a predicted model, not a curated record. The transcript is spliced from 8 exons.